AUGAACCUCUUGAGCAGGCUCGAGAAUGAUGAGGGAUUACGUCUAGCAUGGCAAUUGGAUAAUAUAGGAAUUAGUGGCCUUGCUUCGAAGUUAGCCAAAAGCCGAAUUACCAAUUAUUCAGUUCAUGAAUUGUGCAAUCAAAUCUCGAAAAAUAGCCAGACUUUUCUACUUCGUGACUUGUCGAAAUUGAUGCAUGGCUUAUCUAUCAUGUACUCACAGCAGGUAUCUUGUAUCAUGAGAGAUGUUUCCAAUAUUCAGUUUCAGUUGAAUCUGGCUAGGUUCUUAAACAUUCUUCCUCUGACCAAGGUCACUAAUAAUGGAGAAGCUAGGAGGUCUAAGAAGAUUACGUUUCUAUCUGAUGAUCAAAGUUUUGACAUCCAGAUGGAUCUCACUUUGUCUUUGACUGCUGUAACUUUCAAUUCUUUACCAUUUGAAGUUAAGCAAAAAGAACAAGAUACAAGCACACGAUUUAUAUCCUCACCGCAAGCCCAGCAGUACCAUCACAUAUCUAAUAAGAGCCUUGACAUCGAUGACGACUUUGCACUUGACUUGGGUCAUCAGCUUGAAAAUAAUAUCGAGGAGGAUGUGAACAUGGAUACCUUGCUCCCAGAUAUCAUCUAUCCCCAAGGGCAAGAACCACAGGUUGAGUCCACAAUAUCCGGCUUGUUCAAAAGCACACUUCGAGACUCUUCGUCGUCAUCAACCAUCAAAAAAGAUCCGAAGAAACGCAGGCUUAUUAUUGAUGAGGAAUGUGUUCUCAAUCACACAACGAAGAGAUGUAAAAGCGAAAGCUUGAAACCGGUAACCACAGAGAUCCUCAACAUAGAGUUUUUCCGUCAUCCAUACACUUUGAACCAUCUCACUUCUUACUGCUAUCGAUGCAUUUCCAAAAAUGUCGAGGUCGCCAACUACUUUGAUCGUUCAGAUUACAGGGAAUUACAAAGCACCCUUAUGAAGAGCAUAGAAGAUGCUUCUGUCGAACAUGAGGUGGGUAGGAACCUCAUCCCCUCACAGGCUAGUAUCAGCGAAUACUAUGGUGAUGCCGCUAUGCUCUUCGAUGAUCAGGAUGAAAAUUUGCAGCCAAAUUACAUGCAAGAAGAUUACGAUAUCUCGCUUCCUGAGCUUGGGUUACGUGCAGAAAGUCAAGAAGCAAAGGAGACGAAUACUUUCCCAAUAGCUGAUUUUGCCUUGGAACCAAUAGUAGAUUCUGAGGGUAAAAAUUUGGCUGUUAUUCCUGCUGAGAUACACGGCCAACUACGUGAAUUUUACCAAUUCUUGAUAUUGAGAGGAAUGAAGUACGGUGCUGUUUCAAGGUACGACAAAGCGGAACAAAGGGGGGAAAAUAUUUCUCCAAAACUCAAAUGCGUCGUCAUGUUGCAUCAGCUUUUACCUCGCAGUAUAGAUCAAUCUUUGACCAUUGAGGCAGAAAGUCCACCAACGAGAUCCAUCGUUGCAGCAUCUUUUUCCAGCAUACUUGAACUUGCUUCUAAAAGCAUAAUCACCCUCAAAGAGCUUGACAACGCUCUACAGCUUACAGUUUCAGUGGAAACAAAAAUGCAAUCGAGCUAA
Molecule: messenger RNA, 1569 nt
Organism: Meyerozyma guilliermondii ATCC 6260
Lineage: Eukaryota; Fungi; Ascomycota; Pichiomycetes; Serinales; Debaryomycetaceae
Exons: 1
Coding region: 1-1569 (522 amino acids)
Molecular function (GO): protein binding
Source: RefSeq, a predicted model, not a curated record